AUUUUACUUACUGUCUUCAAUUGUCUCCAUAAAUGUAGAAUUUGGAUGCUGUUCGGACUUCCAGCUAUUCAGUGACCUUGAAUUUGAACGUAGUGAUAGCUUAAAUAAAUGGGCCUCUCCGAGAAUUGUGGGUGAUGAUGAUGGAGGAAAGCUCUUUACCCCUGAGGAAUAUGAGGAGUACAAAAGAAAAGUAUUACCAAUUCGGUUACAGAACAGGUUGUAUGUGAGCUGGAGAUCACCAACUGGCAUGGACUGUAAGCUUGUAGGUCCAGAGACGCGGUGCUUUUGUACUCACCGGUAUAAACAACACAAAACGGACUAUGAAGUGAUUCCCAAAGAGCAUCCUAUUUGUGUGCCUUGUAGAGCGAGCCGUUGUCCGUGCCAGUCGUAUCACUAUGUCCCUGUAAAUGGCACACAGCCCAUCCGCUGUAGAUGCAAACACUUUGCUGAUCAGCACAGUGCAGCACCUGGAUUUUCAUGUACCUCUUGUUCCAAGUGUUCUGGCUUUCAUAGUUGCUUUACCUGUGCGUGUGGUCAGCCGACAUACGCUCACGAAACAGUUGUGGAAACUAAAAGUGAGUGCUUGGCCCAAGGAAAGCCUGUGGGGCAGGAUGUUCCUUAUGCUGCUAUGGGAGGACUGACUGGUUUUAGUUCAGUAGCAGAAGGCUACAUGAGGCUCGAUGACAGUGGAAUAGGGGCUCCUUCUGCUGAACUUUUAGAAUCCUCUGUUACCAGCAUGGAUCAUCCAUUUCUAAAAGCAUUUCGAGGACCUUCUAGUUCUGCUCAAACCAUCUCACAGAUAGCAGCUGGUUCUCGUGCCACAAGGCAAGUUUCUCAUGGAAAGCAUUCAGAAGGUGAUGACAUGGCCUACUUUGAAAAACGUUAUCAAGAACGGCUGAAAAAGGAAAAGGCUGCUAAACGGAAAGAGAAAAGUCCAGUGCCAUCAAAGAAACCAUGA
This is a messenger RNA of Cariama cristata (Red-legged seriema), 958 nucleotides long. RefSeq names its product family with sequence similarity 221, member A (gene FAM221A). NCBI's taxonomy places the organism in Eukaryota, Metazoa, Chordata, Aves, Cariamiformes, Cariamidae. The annotation marks the transcript as partial. The transcript has 7 exons. The record is from RefSeq and is a predicted model, not a curated record.